AUGGAAAACCUACAUGUGUUAAUGCAAGGUUUGCCACCAGUAUCGCGGUACUGGGCAGGCGGACUCAUGUUGGCACACGCAAUGGUACAGUUCAAGUUGGUCCCUGGUGCCCGGUUGGAAUUCCUGGUCAGCCGAGCGUUUUCCACUCAACCUUGGCGGGUGAUCACCUCAUUCUUCUAUUAUGGUCCUCUUCUGAUGAACACUCUCUUCAGCAUUUACAAUACAGUACAGUGGCUGAAACUACUAGAGGAGAGUUUUUCUCUCAGCCGGGCCACUUUUCCAGACUCAAUUGCGGUAUUUGAUGAAGAGCAGCAACAGGUGCUUAUGAGGGCCACUCGCAGACUCGAACCUUUGGAUUACUUCCACUAUUUGGUGCUAAUGGCGGUGGCUGUCAUUGGAUUAUCUACAUAUGGCCUGUAUGUUUUGGGGUAUCCGACUCCUAUGAUGGGAGGCAUGUUGUAUGAAAUACUCACGUACAUUCUAUGUCGUCGAAACCCGCAACUCCAGGUUGGGAUCUUUGGCAUCAUCGUCAUCAGGGGCAUUUAUAUUCCGUUGAUGAGCAUGGUCUUCGCUUUGGUGCUGCUGGAGGAAUUCAGUAUACUUCUUCAGCAGUUGUCUGCUGAGUCAUUUACGAUGGGAAGUUUGUGGAACGUGUUAACUACCUUUGCCAUAUGGAGAGGAUUGGUGUGUAUUUCGAUCGGACAUUUCUUGUGGUUUGUCCAUUCGGUGUUGUUUGAUACCAUCUAUGAUGACAGGAAUAAUAAACGGUAUAGCUUACGGCAUGGUACAGUGAAACGAGUGCAACAGGCACAGCAGAUAAACUAUAUAGACAUGACCAAAACCGUUAUGCGUUGGAUCAUGUUGCCUCCUUGGUACUGGGUGAUGAUUCACAACAUCAAAAGAAGAAGGUACUGA
Messenger RNA from Yamadazyma tenuis ATCC 10573, 915 nucleotides. The record is from RefSeq and is a predicted model, not a curated record. NCBI's taxonomy places the organism in Eukaryota, Fungi, Ascomycota, Pichiomycetes, Serinales, Debaryomycetaceae.